AUGCUUUAGGCAACGUUGUGUGCUCACAGCAUCUUUGCAGUUGGUCAAACCAGUUCUUGAACUACUGCAAACAUCAUAUGCCUUACACCGCUGUGCUAGGUGGGAGCUGUAUGCUCUUGUGGCUUUGCAUUUCUAUUCCAACGAUCUUUUUCUACUUGCCAGCAUCGAUCCGAGUCAACACUACGUCACAAGACAGAUUAUUAAAUCACUCUGCAACAGAAGCAGUGAUAUUUUCCAACUUGCUAAAUCAACUCUUGGAUCAGUUACAAAAACACAAUCAAACAGACGAUGUGAAUUUGCUCAUAGCUGAAAACCCCAAAUCAGCUGAAGAACUAGAGUCUGUCCUUAUAAACAUCAGUUUAAGUGGCUUCCAGAGGCAGUGUAACGUUCCUCUAGUCGCUGACCCCUCAACACUUCAAUGUCAUGCUCCUUGUAUUUUUCCACUUCUUGAUGAGGACUCACGAUUCACCACUGACGUUUUGCUCAUGGUUUCUGCAAGUGUUGCAGUACUUUGUGGAAUGUUAUCAAUAGCAACUUGGAUACAUCUUCAUUUCAUGUCAACAUUUCCACAUGUCAUUCCUAUGUAUCUCAUAGGAGAAUCAAUGGUUUUAGCCGUGGUUUGGACCUUUCCAGUUAUGAUAGGUCAUGAAACAGCAUUUUGUAACGAUCAGAAACUGCAAAUAGAUGGCAGAGAAACAUUAUUUUGUACAAUACAAGGUGCACUUGUUCAUUAUCUUGCUGUCUCAAUGUCAUUUUGGUUCUCCUGCUACACAUUCAACCUGUUCUUGACUGUCGUUCGAAAUCGUCCAGAUUUGAUUGUGCGAAACAAACAGACUCAUUGUUUGCAAGCUUUACUUUGCUGGUUGUUACCAUUGUUUCCUGUUAUUGUCACACUGAAUGUGGAACAGAACAGAAAGAAUUAUCACUGGGCAAGAGAGGAUCUAUUUGUCUGCACACCAGCUGAUGAGGAUGUGUUUUAUUAUGGUCUUGUUUUGCCUAUUCAAAUUGCUAUGGGAGUUGGAACAACUCUGCUGUUUGUCCUAAUUAACUACAUUAGAUCGAAUCGCAUAGGAACUGCAGGUAUAAAGAUUGCAAAAUCUUCUCAACUCUCUGGCAUUUCAUCACUAGAAACUCGCUUCAUAGCUCUUGCUAUUGCCUACAUCAUUGUCAUUUUCUAUGACAUUGGUCGUGCCAGUUACUUUAUGUGGGGAAGAGAAAUGCUGAUACAUCACGUGCAGGAAUAUUUAAAAUGCACAGCGAUUCAAGGAAAUUUUACGUGUCCUCAAGAUUAUCUCCAAUACUCAAAUCCGUCAAUGACAAUUGCAGCAGCUGUUGUUAUUGGUCUUUUCUGUAUUGCAUCUUUGCUGUUCCUUGUUGGAACGCCUGCUCAAAGUAAACUGUGGAAAUACUGGGUGGCAAAACUGGUCAUCUCUUGUCACUGUUGCUAUGGCAAAGAAGGAUGCAACAGCUGGGCAGUCAUGCCAGAAUGGAAUAAGUCAGUUAAACAAAGACAGAUAUCAAAUGAUGGAAAUAAUAGACAGUUGGAAGACGUUGAGGCCAUUGAAAGUAGAGAUGAACAAGUUGCAGUAAAUGUACAUGUUGCUGUACAUGUGCAAACUAGAAAUCAUCAUGAUGGUGAUAUAGCAGUGGAAAACAAAAACAGGGCAAUAUACAACUAUAUCUAUAGAGAAACGACUAUUUAGAGUGAAAAUAGAUAGAAAUGACGAUAUACAACUACAUCAUUUAAUUAGUUAAUAACUUUGUU
Corticium candelabrum is the source of this 1765-nucleotide messenger RNA. RefSeq lists its product as uncharacterized. Bases 78 to 1703 code for a protein of 541 amino acids. Gene Ontology annotation, cellular component: membrane. The transcript has 7 exons. The record is from RefSeq and is a predicted model, not a curated record. Gene Ontology annotation, molecular function: transmembrane signaling receptor activity. Gene Ontology annotation, biological process: cell surface receptor signaling pathway. Lineage: Eukaryota; Metazoa; Porifera; Homoscleromorpha; Homosclerophorida; Plakinidae.